This is a messenger RNA of Colletotrichum gloeosporioides, 3411 nucleotides long. RefSeq names its product Pantothenate transporter liz1. The record is from RefSeq and is a predicted model, not a curated record. The coding region runs from base 1 to 3411 and encodes 1136 amino acids. Gene Ontology annotation, biological process: transmembrane transport. NCBI's taxonomy places the organism in Eukaryota, Fungi, Ascomycota, Sordariomycetes, Glomerellales, Glomerellaceae. The transcript is spliced from 8 exons. Gene Ontology annotation, molecular function: transmembrane transporter activity.
AUGGCUACAGCGGCACCAACCACAAUCUCGGAGGAGACUUUUCAACAUCAACAUGUGACGACGGAAGAUCAUGUGGCAAAGGAUGCGGCGGUCCCAGCCGUUGCCGCGUCGACAGUGAUGGAGGAGGCCGGCCAGACUGAAAACCAAGCGCAGAAGCGCUCUCUUUGGAUCGCGUGGCUUUACAUGUUCGAUUGGUACCCUUCACAUCUCUCAAAACAGGAGAAGAAGUUUCUGCGGAAACUUGAUGCUUUCCUACUCACGUUCACAUCACUGGCCUUCUUCCUGAAGUGGCUGGAUUCUUCCAACAUCAACUCUGCCUACGUCUCAGGCAUGAAAGAAGAGUUGAAGCUUUUUGGAAAUGAGUACUCCAUGUUCCAAACAUUCUACAACAUUGGCUAUAUCAUCUGCCAAGUUCCUGCAAUGCUACUACUUUCCCGACCCAAAUAUUCCCGAUACUUUCUGCCAACGAUGGAGGUUCUGUGGAGCGUUUUGACAUUUGCUCAAUGCAAGCUUCAAACCGCUCAUCAGAUCUACGGCACCAGGUUCCUACUCGGCGUACUCGAGACCCCAGUUGCAUCAGGUUCUCUGUUUAUCUUAUCUUCAUGGUAUAAGCCUGAGGAACUGUUCAAGCGCGCGGGCUUGUGGUACGUAUCAAAUAACAUUGGCGUGAUGUUUGGUGGAUACCUCCAAGCGGCAGCUUACAAGAACUUAAACGGGGUCCAUGGUAUGGCAGGAUGGCGCUGGCUUUUCAUCAUCGACGGCUGUAUCAGUCUUCCCAUCGGGAUUGCUGGCUACUUCAUUUUCCCCGGUAUGCCCACCAGCGGCAAGCCAUGGUGGCUUACCCAGGAAGAACACGAAAUUGGCCAACGAAGAAUGAGAGAAGAAGGUAUCGAAGAGCCGAAGAAAAUCAGCAUGCAGAUGUUCAAGCGCGUCUUCGGUCACUGGCACUGGUACAUUGGCGUGCUGGCCUAUGUGUUAUUCCUGUCAGGAGCGUACCCUCAUGGCCAGAUGGCUCUUUGGCUCAAAGAUCAAGCAGAUAAAUGGGGCAUUUACACAGUGCCACAGAUCAACACUAUCCCUACGGGAGCGCAGGGGGUUUCAGUCGUUGCGGCAGUGUUGGCUACAUCUCUGUGCAUGGUUUAUCCCACAUGGGUCAUCUUCCACAUCGUCAUGGCCAUUUUCAUGUUUGCGAACAUUGUGCAAAUGGUUUGGUUUGUGCCACAUGGUCUGCACUUUGUGUCUUACUAUCUCUUCGGUGUCAGUGCAGCCGUUACGCCUAUCUUGGUACCAACCGUGAACUACUGGCUCAAGGAUUCGGCCGAGGCACGCGCAUUCUGCACAGGAAGCAUGCUAACGCUCGGUUUCGCGAUCUCGAGCUUUUACCCCCUUGUCGUGUUUCCAGUGGUAGAGGCUCCUCGGUGGAAAAAGGGAUACAUUGUCAACUUUUUCUUCAUUCUAGGAUGUUGGGCUUCUCUCACGACUGGUUUCUUCCUAUAUCAGUUGGCAAACUCUAUCAAUGAAGUGGUCCAGCCGUGGAUCGACGGCUUCGUUGCCGGGACUGAUCCAGAACAUCCAGAGUACUGGGGAAAGAUCAACGAUAUGGACCAACGCAUGGUUGAGGCCGAGAUCAUCUCAUUUGCCUUGCUCUCCGCCCCUGAGAGAAUCUUCGCUCCACUAAGCGAUCAAGCCAAACAGAAUGUCACGAACUGGCUUCGUACCCUUAAUGGAAUGGAGAUGCCUAAGAAUAACUGGCGCUGGUUCCGAGUAUUUGGUAACCUGGCGCUUAGCAAAGUCUGCGGUGUCCCAUUCGAGGACGUCCGAGACGAGUUGAACUCGGACCUGGAGCUUUUGGAUACCUUCUAUCGUAUGGAUGGAUGGUCAGCCGAUGGACCUUGGCAGACCGCCGAACACGCCCACGAUGAGUUUGAGCAGUUCGGAAAGACAGGGAGACGUGACGCCAUUGGAAUUGGCCGCCAGGCGGACUACUACUCUGGCAGUUUUGCCAUCCAGUUCAGCCAACUGCUUUACUCACGUUUUGCUGCAGAUCUAGACCCUAAGCGAAGUGCGAUCUAUUGUCAGCGUGCUAGAGACUUUGGAGCUACGUUUUGGAGAUAUUUCGACGCUGAUGGUGCCGCUAUCCCCUUCGGUCGAUCCCUGACUUACAGGUUUGCCUGCGGUGGCUACUUCGCAGCCGUGGCUCUGGCCCAAGUAGACGACUUGCCAGCACCUCUGAACACACCCGGCGCCGUGAAAGGGUUCUUGAUGAGACAUCUUCGCUGGUGGGCUGAGAACUCCGACGAUAUCUUCUACCCAGAUGGAACUCUGAAUAUUGGAUGGCUGUACCCGAACAUGUUCAUGUGUGAGGAUUACAACUCACCGCAGUCCCCCUACUGGUGCCUGAAGACCCUCGUUGCCGUUGGACUCAGCGAGAACGACUCAUUCUGGACUGAAGACGAGUCAUUCUUCUCUGAAUCGGCGCCUUCGGACUCAGUGACUGUCGUUCGGGCUCCAGAACAGAUUCUCUGCAACCACCCCAGCAGCAACCACCACUUCCUCCUCUCGCCGGGCCAAUUCGUCGCAUGGCCAAUGAAAGCAAAUCAGGCAAAGUAUUGCAAAUUUGCUUACUCCUCGGCUUUCGCCUUCUCUGUGCCGACAGGCCCCCUCAUUCAACAAAUUGCGCCUGACAAUGCCCUGGCUCUUAGCAAGGAUGGAGGCGAGACCUGGGCAGUCAAGUGGAAGUCUGAUGACGUGAGAUUUUCAACAGCUCAUAUCAAAAGUUCCUCGGGCUCAGAAAAGGUGCAAGUGGCGAGCGCUGUCUGGUAUCCCUGGGGCGAUCGUGCGGUCAUUGUCGACACGACACUGAUUCCGCCGACGACCCGUUGGCCAGACUGGCACGUGCGAAUCCACCGGAUCAAAGCCAGCGAAAAAUUGAAGACACUGCAUACGGUCGAGGGCGGGUUCGCUAUCUUCAGUCGUAAAACGGCCGAUGGCAUGCCGCUUCCUGUCACCGAUACCAUCUCAAAUGACGCUACACUGGGCGUGACUGAGGGAAUCGUUCAAAAGAAGAGCUCAGUGCUGAUUUUAUCUUCCGCUGGCGCGAGCGGAGUGGCCACGAGAGAUCUUAAUGGGGAUGGAAGAACAUCAGACUGUUUACCCCUUAAGCCAGAUUCUAACACAAACUUGGCGUCGCAGCGAACAAUGAUCCCAGUUGCAUCUCACAGCGUUAUUGGAGGUAUCGAGGCUGGAUCUGAGUUCAUUCUAGUCGAGUCAAUAUUUGCAAUUUCUACAGAGGCGAAUGGCGGACGCGGCCUGACCGGGAAAGGACUGCAGCAGCGUUGGAUAGAUGUACCUCUUGUCCGCAUUGGGAGUAAUCCUGUGUCCAAUGGAGAGGUCAUUGCGGUUGAUGUGUGA